Messenger RNA from Penicillium egyptiacum, 873 nucleotides. The record is from the annotation of a GenBank genome assembly. Lineage: Eukaryota; Fungi; Ascomycota; Eurotiomycetes; Eurotiales; Aspergillaceae.
AUGUCCCGUCAACCCGUAAACCUCGUCUCAGACACGGACUCUGAAUCCGAGUCCGAUGGCGGCAUGCAACUCGACGACCUAGACCGCGCCGACGGUAUACCAAUGUACGACAGCAGCGAAGGUGCCGAAUUUAACGUAGAUGGUAUACCAAUGUCGCGUUCUGGUUCAGAUGAUGAUGUUUUGGGUGUGAAUGGAUCAGACAACAGAAGAUUCACCAGCCGCGCCCAAAACCCCCUCACAGCAUCAUAUAACCGCGCCGGCGAAGAUGAUUCAGAACCCCAAACCGCCUUUGAAAGAGAUGCCCGCACGUGCUCGCAUCUCCGCGACGAAAAACAUGCCGCACUGGCCGUCCUCAUGGACAGUGAGUUAUUAGUUACAUAUGCGCUUGCCUCGCGAGAAGUACGUUACUAUCCUGACCUGACGUCCUGUGAUUCCCUUGAGUCAAGCACCAGUUCCUGUCCCAUAUCCAAUACAAUCCCCCAGACCCGCCGACGCUUCCUGGCAAAAUAUCUUGCACCCAACGACCCAGUAAAAGCAGAGGAACUGUACGACCCGCGGUUCUAUAUCGCGCCUGAUGGGAAGGGCGGGGAAGGUUCGCUUAUUCGUGGUCGGUACCGGGAGGUUAUUGGGGAUAUUAAUGAUCACAACUGGCAUAAGCCGGCGCAUUUGAAGGCGAUGGACGCUAAGAAGGCGAAGGGUGGUGGUUCGCGCUCUGUUUCGGCCUCUAGGUCUGUUUCCGGUGCGAAUUCGCCGAGGCGGGUUUCUGAAGGCGUUGGGUUGGGUCGGGGAGGAGGGGGGGCUUCGUUGGCUGGGAGGGGUUUGCAUCGGGUUCAGGCUGCCGUGAUGGAUGAGGAUGAGGAUGAGGAACUAUGA